Molecule: messenger RNA, 2094 nt
Organism: Conger conger (European conger)
Lineage: Eukaryota; Metazoa; Chordata; Actinopteri; Anguilliformes; Congridae
Product: chitin synthase chs-2-like
Exons: 13
Coding region: 14-1993 (659 amino acids)
Cellular component (GO): cell septum; cell periphery
Molecular function (GO): chitin synthase activity
Source: RefSeq, a predicted model, not a curated record
CGCUCAGAAAAUCAUGCAAACACCUUAUGGGGGCCGUCUCAAAUACGUUCUGCCCCAUGGCAACAUCCUGUAUAUCCACUUCAAGGACAAACAGCUGAUCCGUCACAAAAAGCGCUGGUCUCAGAUUAUGUACCUAUACUACCUGUUGGGCUGGAAGAUGAACAGGAAAUAUUUCCUGAAGUUAGAGGAUGGAAUAGAGAAAAACAUUCUGGAGGAAGAAUUGAAGCAGGAAAAGGAGAACACAUAUAUUCUGGCUUUGGAUGGAGACAUCGACUUCCAGCCGUCAGCUUUGAUGCUUCUGGUGGACCGUCUGAAGAUGUACCCUGAAGUUGGAGCGGCCUGUGGCAGGAUUCAUCCCACAGGCACUGGGCCCAUGGUGUGGUAUCAGAAGUUUGAGUAUGCUGUGGGCCACUGGCUGCAGAAGGCAUCAGAGCACGUGUUCGGCUGUGUGCUGUGCAGCCCCGGCUGUUUCAGCCUGUUCCGGGCAGCUGCGCUCAUGGACGAUAACGUGAUGAAGAAGUACGCCACCACUGCCUCAGAAGCCGGCCAAUAUCUGCAGUACGACCAAGGGGAGGACCGCUGGCUGUGCACUCUGCUGCUGCAGCGGGGCUGGAGGAUCGAGUACAACAGCGCCUCAGACUCCUACACCAAUGCCCCUCAGGAAUUCAAGGAGUUCUACAACCAGAGACGGCGCUGGGGACCCUCCACUCUGGCCAACACACUGGAUCUUCUGGCAACAGGAAACACGACAAUAGAGAUAAACAAAUCCAUCUCCAGACCAUAUAUUCUCUACCAAGUCUUAAAUUUAUUUUCUACCAUCCUAGGUCCAUCCACUGUUUGCUUCAUGAUUGCAGGGGGCUUCGCAUCUGUGUUCUCCUUACCUGUCAAUGUUAGCCUGCUCCUGGCAAUCAUCCCACCUGCAAUAUACCUGUUUCUGUGCUUCAAGAUAAAAUCAGACACCCAAAUCACCAUUGCCGCUAUUAUGAGCAUAUUUUACGCUUUCCUCAUGUUAGCAACAAUGCUCUCAAUUGCUGGGAAUUUGGUGAAGGCAGGGACCAUCCUGACCCCUACUGGCCUUUUCUUUGUGGGUAUAGUGCUGUUAUACACAGUAACAGCACUGCUGCACCCCCAGGAAGCACACCUAUUGGUCUAUGGCUUUGUUUUCGUACUCUCAAUUCCCAGUGCGUACCUGUUGCUAGCCAUCUACUCCAUGGUCAACAUGAACAAUGUGUCGUGGGGCACCCGUGAGACCACCAGCCAGGACACGGCCGGGCCCGUGGAGACAGUCGUGAAGAACGUGAAGUUUGAGAAGAAGUGCAAGUGCUGCUGUUGGAAUGUACAGUUUCAAAUAAAUGAAGAUGAGAAGGUGGUGGUGGCCCAGGGCCCCACAGAAGCCCCCAUUACAACCGAACCAAAAAGUGAGAAUCAUCCUGAUCAGGAGAAAGAGGAAGAAGAAGAAGAAACAUCACCUGCGCCAUACUGGAUAACACAGCUACAACAGAAGUCCAGUGAACUGCCCCUGGAAGAGGACACAAUUGAUAAUGACGAAGCGCAGUUCUGGACACAACUUCAAGAGCGAUAUUUAAAGCCUCUAGAUGAAGACAAGAAAAAGCAGAAACAAAUUGCAGAAGAUCUCAUAGCCCUCAGGAAUAAGGCAACUUUCGUCUUCUUCAUAUGCAACGCUUUGUGGAUCGUAACUACGUUUUUUAUUCAACUCAUUGGCCAAUCAGUCUCCAUUGAAAUCCCUAAGUUGUUCCUCAAUGGCUCAGCGGACUCUGAAGUGUUUUUUAUUGACCCAAUUGGAUUUUUCUUUCUGCUGGGCUUCUCACUCCUGCUGACCGUUCAGUUUGUUGCGAUGAUUUGGCACAGAGUUCUGACGCUAAUUCACUUCGUCGCCUUCAGUGGGACCGAAGUUAAAGCUAUGAAUAUCGAAUUCAAAAAGUCAAUGGAGGAAAUCAAAGAGGAAAAGAAUUUUCGAGAGAAUUUCCUCUGAGAAAGCAUGGUUUCCACAUCGAAGCUGAUGAAAGCCAAAAAGAUUCACCUUCAAUAGUUUUUCCCCCAGGAGAGAAGAUGGUGUUUUAUUGACAGUUUUGU